UUCCAUGCUCAGACAGAAACCAAAAUUCACUGAAGAAAAAGCUCAGACACCCAUGGAGAGGUUGAUCAUGGAGAGUUUCUGGAGGAAACUAGGUUUAGCGGUGACGUUGAUUGUGACGGUGACACUGACGACUUUGGCGGAGCCUGCCGGUGGAGAGCUUCACAAGGUCGGAGGCAGGUCCGGUUGGAUCGAGCACGCUAACUACACUGAAUGGUCCAGUCGCGAGAGCUUCUUGGUCAGAGAUUGGCUCUACUUCGUCUUCAAUAAGCAAAUGUACGAUGUGCUAGAAGUGAAUGAGACGAGCUACGAGACCUGUAAUAGCCAGGGCUUCAUCUCCAACGUCACGCGCGGGGGACGAGAUGUGUUCCAACUCAAGGAAGCCAAGACUUACUACUUCAUAUGUAGCCGAGGCUAUUGCUGGGGCGGCAUGAAACUCACGGUCAACGUCGUGGUUGCCUCGCCGGCGCCAGCUCCAUCUCCAUCCCGGGCGGCCCCUCUGUCAGUGAUUAGCUCGUCGCUCGCGAUUUUGCUUUUGAUUGUAACCGGCUUGUUGAGCCUCAAACCGCCUGAGAUGUUUGAAGGCUCUGGAUAUUUAGUCAUUUAGGAAAUUUCAAACCCUAUGUUAAGUUUCUCGAUCUUGAGAAAUAAGUUCGUGGAAAACUAAAACCUGGUGACGAUGCCGCUUUGUUAAAAUGUUGACAUUGACGAUGCUGCAAAACCAUGUGGGCUUCUACGUUUCACAUCUGUAUGGAUUCCGAAUACUUCCUCAUUGAGAUGAUAGCCCUUCGUGCAGGGCAGCAAAGACAGACCUAAAACUUAAUUCUCUUACCUGGGACAUUUGCAUAUCAUAUUUUAAGACUUGUCUAAAAAGGACAAACAGAUUUUGAAGCCAUCGAAUCGAAUGACGCAAAUCAAGUCAUAAAACUUAUUCACCUAGUGCAAUCAACGAUGUCUGUUAGCCCCGUUCGAUUCGAACGAAGGG
Rhodamnia argentea is the source of this 982-nucleotide messenger RNA. Its product is annotated as lamin-like protein. The record is from RefSeq and is a predicted model, not a curated record. Gene Ontology annotation, molecular function: electron transfer activity. The coding region runs from base 5 to 604 and encodes 199 amino acids. NCBI's taxonomy places the organism in Eukaryota, Viridiplantae, Streptophyta, Magnoliopsida, Myrtales, Myrtaceae. The transcript is spliced from 2 exons. Gene Ontology annotation, cellular component: plasma membrane.